Molecule: messenger RNA, 356 nt
Organism: Ctenocephalides felis (cat flea)
Lineage: Eukaryota; Metazoa; Arthropoda; Insecta; Siphonaptera; Pulicidae
Exons: 3
Coding region: 21-356 (111 amino acids)
Source: RefSeq, a predicted model, not a curated record
UUUAAACAGAAUAAGAGGAAAUGAGUUAUAAUAGAGGCAGAUUUAAUUACCGGAAACGUGGUUUUUCACGUGGAGGAAGUAGUUCAUCAGGACGGAGCACCCCAUCAAACGAAUCAUCUGUGCAAUCUUUUACCAAUUCUGCUAAUUUACCGGAAGUUGUCAGAAGAUCUGGAGAGCAACCUUUAAUAUCAGUUGCUUUGGACGUUAUUCCUGGACCUUACCAGGAUGGAAAAGUAUUUCCCUUUGAAGGAGAUCCAGUAUUCAGUGAAGAUUGGCCUAUGUUUCAAGAGGAUCUAAGAGAAAAACCGGAAUAUACUUUGAACUGCUUGGGGCUAGCCAUGCAUCAGGUGAGGUAA